Messenger RNA from Annulohypoxylon truncatum, 1236 nucleotides. RefSeq lists its product as uncharacterized. The transcript has a single exon. NCBI's taxonomy places the organism in Eukaryota, Fungi, Ascomycota, Sordariomycetes, Xylariales, Hypoxylaceae. Gene Ontology annotation, molecular function: glycosyltransferase activity. Bases 1 to 1236 code for a protein of 411 amino acids. The record is from RefSeq and is a predicted model, not a curated record.
AUGAACGAUUCCAUAGACUACCCGCUCCCACAGGGCCUCCACGUAAUCCCCAAGGAGCUCCUAGACAUGCGUUCAGACGCCGAGAUAGACCACUCCAUCCUCCACCCCCCUCCCGUCACAGACGAGAAGAACAUAUGGUUCUUCUGGCACACAGGCUACGCCAGCAUGCACGCCUACACCAAACGCAACAUCCGGGCCUGGCACCGGCGCCUCUCCAAACUCGGCUGGACAAUCCGGGUCCUAGACCGCGCCCCCGGCUCCUCCUCCAACAUAUCCAACUUCCUCAACACCUCAGACCCGACCACCUUCCCCCGCGCCUUCACCAACUGCACCAUAAGCGGCCGCUACGCAGCGCAGCACGCGUCAGACCUAGUCCGCUUCCCCCUGCUCCUGCGCUACGGCGGCGCGUACGCGGACGUCGGGCUGCUGCAGAUCGGGGACCUGGACCGGCUCUGGCGGCGCACCGUCGCGGACCCGCGCUCGCCCUACGAGGUGCUCUCGUAUAACCUGCACGGCGGGCUCGCGAACUACUUCAUGGCCUCGCGGCCACGCAACCCGCUCUUCCGGCGGUGCCACCGCCUGCUCCUCGCGCUGUGGGCCGAGGCCGACUCCGACGGCGGCGGCAAGACGAGCACGGAGGGCAUGAGCGACAGCCCUUUACUCGCCGGCGUGCCGCUGAUGAGCGGAUCCUUCACCAUCACCGAGGAGGACGGGCGAAUCGUCCAGGCCGCCGAGGUGCGCAAGAUGCUGAGCGAUUACAUCAUCCAGGGGCAGGCCAUCACGCUGGUGAUGGGGCUCGUCGACGAGGAAGACGGCUGGGACGGGCCGGCGUACGUCGCGGAGCGCGUGUACGGCGUCGACUGGAUGGAGGGCUCGCAGCUGAUCAACGAGUUCACGGGCUGGGACGGGAGGAAGGCGUUCGAGCUGAUGUCGCUCGCGCUCCCGAAGCGCGGCGAGGCGGAGACCGCCGAGCAGACGCAAGCGAGGGAAAUCGUGGAAGCGUGCUUGCGGAGGAGUUUCGGGUUCAAGUUGGCGCACGGGUUGAUAAUAAGGGUGUAUGGGUGUACUUUGGGGUCGUUGUGGAGGGAGCACGAGGGCUCUGAUGAUGUUCCUGGGACGUAUGCUCAUUGGCUGAGGUAUGCGACCAACUACUGGAACCAAGACGAACUACCAGCCCCUUUAGCAUUUCCCGUAAAAGAACCAUUAAGAAGGGGGCCAUUGCUUGGUGGGAAUUAG